AUGAAUGAUGGAUUUCUGCUUAAAUACACAAAUUUUAUCUAUCUAUCUAUCUAUCUAUCUAUCUAUCUAUCUAUCUAUCUAUCUAUCUAUAUAGGCAAGCGGCAACUCAAAAAAAUCCAGAAACUAAUGAAGUCCCUCAAUAUUCAGCAACGUCAAGCGAUCGUUGCGAGAUCCGUGAAAAAAGAAUCUCUCCUUUAUCACGCGUGCGCAAUCGGAUGUAAGAACAUCGUCAAGUACCUUGUCGUCGAAUGUGGAGCUGACGUCGAGCAGAGAGGGCGACUUGGUCGAGUUAGUCGAAGCCCUCUUUUUAUCGCGGUAUGGAAUAAACACAGCUCAGUGGUGAAGACACUCGUCAAACUUGGCGCUGACGUCAACACCAAAGAUUUCUGCGGCACGAAUAUUGUUAGUAUGGCAUGGGACAACAAGCAGCUGGCCACAGCAAAGUUCCUUGUCGAACAUGGCGCCACGAUAAACAGCGCUGACAACAUGCGCAGAUCAAUUCGAAACACUGAUUACAUUCGCUUCUUAUUGACAGCCGGCAUUGAUGUCAAUUUGACGGAUGAGCUCGGUAGGCAUGCUCUCAUUCACGCCGCUGAAGUGGGCCAACUGCCUGUCGUAAAACUGCUUCUCCAUCAUAACGCUGAUAUUCACCAUAGAGAUAACUCCGGUGAUAAUGCCCUCAGCGUGGCGAUUUAUAAUAAUCAGCAUGCAAUCCGUGAUCUCUUGAUGAGCAGUGGAUACACUGAAAAGGACAUGGCACUGACUCUUGAAUUUCUCGGCUGCAAACAUGUGAUUUUCGUCCCGCGUCUGCGACUAGCUAUAAAGUACUGGCUGAUGGCUCUGAAAAUACGCCAUGAGCUCGCAAGCGAUAUUGAUCCCUUAUCUCUGGCGAACGUGCCUGAGGGAACGAUCAUAUCUUUGGGUCAGGAAUGUCAAACGAGCUCGCAGUUGAUCCAAAUGCGCCUAGAUCUGAAGACGAUGCAGUUUCAGGCGCUUACGAAACUCAUACGGAUCUUCGGAGCUCAGCACCAGAUAACGACGAAAGCGUUCGUUGGGGUUUCGAUCUCGCUUAUCUUCCGGAACGAUUUUGAAACAUCGUUUUGCUUGAUAGAGCAGGUUCUCUUGUUUAACAAGGAAAACCAGGAACCUGUUUUGGUUUUGGAUUUCUUCCGGACUGUAUUGGACCGCUUCAAGUCCGCUCCCAGAAGUGAUUUCGAUCAGGCGUUGCAUGCUUUAAAACUACUCCUAGGUUUCAUCGGAGACAAAGAACUCGUCCAGCAGUCACAAUUGAAUCCUUUUCGCUGCAGGUGCAGCGCCGACAAGUAUUACGAUGCCAUGCUGUUGUUUUUGGAGCUGGUCAAUCUGAUUCUCGAACAACAAGUGGACGCGGCCGAAGACCAAGGUCUGCAGAUGAAAGUUGCCGGCGCUGUCCACUUAAACAAGCGUGCUAGUCUCAAGACGACUUUGUUGCAUGCCGCUGUCUUUAACAGGUUCCCCGCUCGUCUUGUUUCACUUCUGGUUCAGUGCGGGGCCAACGUGAAUGCGACUGACGAAAGCGGCAAUACGCCAUUGCAUUACGUUUCGGAAGCGACCGAUGAUGAGUCGAAACGGAUCGCGCGUUUCCUACUGGACAAGGGUAGCCAUGCCGACACUGUAAACCGCUACGGACAUUGCCCACUCUCCUCCCUGCUGGAAAAGAGGAUAAUAAAGGACCCCCUAGAUUAUUUAACGCUUCAGUGCUUGGCGGCGAGAGUCAUUUGCGAAAAGUCGAUUCCUUAUAAGGAUCAAUGUCCGAAGAUAUCUACGUACGUAUGUGAGGGAGAACGCAAGAGCAAGGAGCAGCGAAGCAGUUCGUCGUAUUUUUCCUGCAUUUCUUCUAUUUUGCCGACAACACAGGAUUUUUUCGUCUCUAAUACGCCGACCAAACAGGAAGAUGUUACCAACAAAAUACAGUUGAGAAUAUUUACUAAUAAGAAAAAGAUUCUAAAGAUACAUUCCUGGUGCGUCUAUUGGCCCCAGACUUCUCCAGUAAGGACAACAUCACGAUCAGAAAACAAAGACAACCCGUGA
Acanthosepion pharaonis is the source of this 2070-nucleotide messenger RNA. The record is from the annotation of a GenBank genome assembly. NCBI's taxonomy places the organism in Eukaryota, Metazoa, Mollusca, Cephalopoda, Sepiida, Sepiidae.